Molecule: messenger RNA, 2567 nt
Organism: Carassius gibelio (silver crucian carp)
Lineage: Eukaryota; Metazoa; Chordata; Actinopteri; Cypriniformes; Cyprinidae
Product: zinc finger protein 771
Exons: 4
Coding region: 425-1882 (485 amino acids)
Source: RefSeq, a predicted model, not a curated record
AGAAUUAAAACUCUUGAGUUGAGAGGGGUGGUCUUGACUCGGCGAAACUGUGCAGCCGAUAGCGCACAAACGCUCAUAAAUCAUGGACACGGAUCUUUUUUUGACCGUCGACUAUAUUUAGGCCGUCAUCUGGAGUGGAAUUUCAUCUUUUGAGGAUUUGAUUGGUGUGUUCGCGAGCUCAAAGAUAGAGCAGAUAGAGAAACAGGGUCCAUUCCACUGGCUGUGCGCAAAGUUGGGUUACUUCGGAUGACUGCGUUGCCACAGUUGAUGUCAGAUUGUUAUUACGCGCAUUUAAAUUAAGUGUUGUCAUUGUAAACCAGAUGCUUAAAAACAUGACGUAUAACUGGUGUUGAUAUAUGGCGUAAAAUAGUUUUGUUGGACGCAAUUUUAUUUAUUAUUUGUGCGACUGAAAACUAGUAAAACCAUGGCAGAAUCGGUCAAGACCUUUCAAGUGCACCUGACUGCUGUCAUGGACAGUUUGGUCCGCGCAUCCGUGUGCGAGAUCACCAAACUCUUCCAGGACACGGUGAACGACUACCUGGUGGAAAUCUCGUUGAACAGAAAAGAGAACGAAGCGUUGAAAUUGAGACUGAGGCUGACUGAGAAUAAGCUGAGAAACGAACGCAAAUAUGGCAUGGGCUGGGCGGCCAGUCGGCGCGCGGCUGGUCUUCUUGGCGCAGACGACACCGUGCGUAAAGCGCGCAGAACGGAUCUCCAAAGAGGCAGGCAGAGGAAGGAGUGGAGUGCUGAUGCGUGGGAGGAGGGGACUGGAGGAGUGAGAGAUGAGAGGAGGGACGUGUUCCGUGUCCAUCUGUCAACUGGAGGAGGUGGAGGUGGGGAGGAGGAGGAGGAGGAGGAGAGGAUAUGCGUCUCUGGGGAGAGGAAGGAGGUGGCUAGCAUUAAAGAGGAGGUGGAAGGCUACAGAUCAGACUCCUUGAGGCUGUUGCAAGAGGCUCUACAGAUGAACCAAAGUGAAACCAGCCCUUCCUCCCCCAGUCCCACCCACGGUGAAAUGGGCCCUGCUUCUGCUGGUCCUGAAUCUGCUGCUGGUGAAGUGUGGGAGGAGCAGCCGGCUUUGUCAGAGGCACCAGUGACCGGUGGAGAUGAGUUCAGCAGACUGGAGACGGCCCUCAAGGCGGAGCAUGAACGUGAGGAGGCGGAGUCUGGCCUGGGUAGCCCGUCUCAGGAGACAUGUGGAUCCGAAGGUGUGGCGUUCAUCGGACUUGACGGUUUAUGUAGCUCUCAGCAGGCAAUGUCGUCCUCGUCACAUAGAGCAGACCCUGCCGAACUACAAUUCCCAUCAGCCUCUGCCAACAAAGAGGAAGUGGAGGCAGGAGGAGAGAGUGGGGACAUGCUGCAUUUCUGUGCACGGUGUGGCAGCGGCUUCAAUUCCACGUCUGACCUCAUGAAGCACACGUGCCCUGCGGCCGAGGAGCGUCCCUAUCAGUGCUCCGUGUGCGGGAGAGCGUUUGGCCAUGCCUGGAGCCUUAAGAGCCAUGAAUGCAUCCAGGCGGGAGAGCAGCUGCACCACUGUGAACUCUGCGGCAAACGCUUUACACACUCGCGGUCCCUCGAGCGUCAUCAGCUGGUUCACACAGGUGAGCGGCCCCACAGGUGCCCACAGUGCGGCCGCAGCUUCAGUCGUCUCGGCAACCUGGAGAGGCACCAGCGCAUCCACACGGGUGAAAGACCGUAUGAGUGUGGGACAUGUGGGAAACGUUUCAGUCGAGUGGAAUAUCUAAAACGGCAUCAGCACACCCACAUUAGCGAUGUUAUGAUGAAACUCCCACCUCUGCAAAACUCCCACCACUGCUCUCAAUGCAACCAAACAUUCAGUGAUACUGAGCAGUUCAAGCAGCAUCAGUGUCCGUACAACACAUAAUGUUAUUCAGCAUUCUAGAGAACCUUUUAUUAGACCUUAACUAGCAAUCCACAGCACUCUGAAGACCUCGUUCUUCAUAAUUAUCUUCCUUUUUUUGUAUCUUCUAUUAGCAUUUUAUCACAUGCUUCUAGCUUUAAUGACCCAAAAACAUGAUUUCAUCACUGACUUGCACCCAAAACCUCAAAGCAAAGCACAUUUAAUCUAGUACAAUGAAAUUAAGUGAAAUUUCCUAUUUAAUGUUAUUAUUUGAAAACGGUCUACUCAUUAUUCACAAGUGAAUAUAUAUAUUUAACAUAAUAUGCACCUCAGUUUCAAUUCCAACAGCCUAUAAGCCCAGAUAACUCUAUUUCUUAUGUAAGACUUCUUUUAACAAGCUGUGAUUUUUUUUUUUUUUGUGAACUAAGACAUUUAUAGAAGCUUGUCGUUUCUUAUUAAUAACGAAUAGAAUGAUUAUUCAUGCAUUCCUCAUAUUUUUGUUCCUCUUAUAGAGCCCAAUGUGUUGUUUUUACUCAGAUCAGAAGUGAAAUAUUUGUUGUGAUGAUAAUUGCUUUUAGGUUUUGUAUCUGAAAGUGUUUUUUUUUAUAUCUUUUUUUUUCACUUUCUCUUGUUUUGUCUUCUAUUUACUCAACAAUUUCAUACUGUAUUGAAGAAUGUGGGAAAUGUUAAUAAAUCCCUUCCAAAAACA